CUCCUUCUUUCCCAAAGUCAACCAACUUGGCUUUGGAAAUGGCAAACGAGAUCGAGCUCCAAAGCACACCUCGGUUUCUACGUUCGUCAAAGUGUCUAUAGAAGGGAUGGCAAGGUGCAAGUUUGAUUCCUUGAGGAACACCCGCGAACAGUCUCCCUCCCUCCCUUUGCCCAUUCCUUAUGAGUGACGCUCGCGAUUGUUUUUUCCGCUCUCGCUCGUGUCCGUAACUCGGCGAAUCGGCUCUUCUCCCGUCAUGAGCCCGUCGUAUGCAGGGCAGGGAGAAGGGGUUCCGCAAGGGAGCUCAUCGUCGGCGAGAGGCGGUAAAAAUGCCUUGCAUGUGACAAGUGGGUGAGCUUCUGGUUGUGUUCUUGUCCUUUUAACAAGGGACAAGAUCAUCAUGUGGCUCUGGAGUGGGAGGAGCUACAAGAUUCGAUUGGACGGAUGACUGAGUCUGCCCAUUGACGGACGGAGACGAGCUUGCUGUUGAUGUCUUUGACUAAUCCGGGUGACACUUACUCAUCUAUGGCCCAUAUCCAAUUUGAAACCAGAGAGAUAAGAACCUCCACCGAUUAUCUGUAGUGUUACCUCUCAUCAGUGGUAUAGUGGUAUAUUCAGACAUCAUAACCCUGGACAUUCAAUCAUCGACUAGGAGGACUCACGUCAAUCAUGGAGAUGAUGACUCAAUCGCAUGCAUCUCACGUCAUUCAUAAGGACAUCUUUCUCAAUGGCCAAUUGCAAAGUCGCCAACCCACGCCUCCGGCCCUUCUGCCUCAUCCGCAUACAAAUGGAGGUCCACUUCCAGCCACAUCCUUGGCCUUGAAUGGCGAUGACCAUAUGCAAUAUCAUCCUCAUACGUCCAUGGUCCUGGACCACCACCAUCACCAGGGAUAUCCAUGCAACAAUGUUUACAUGAUCCCGGGACACGAGAUUACUCACGAUGUGGAGACGCUGGCUAGCAAUACCGUAUCUGAGUUGGUCUCGCUACAGAGUCUGAAUGGCGGUCACGGAGUAUACGAUGAGACGUCAUUCGUGCCCCAAGAGCACGAUAUUCUGUCUCAAAGUGUCUCCAUUGCAUUGGGCAACCAAAUGGGUCUGGAUCAGAAUGGAAACUUGGGCGGAGGUGAAGACUACCACGCCCAUGAAGCAGUCCAAGGUUGGGACCUAAAGUACGAACAACCCGUAGAGACCAGUUCGGCUUACAUCGGUGCCUACCACACUUCGGCCUCCUACACUAAUCCCGGUAUUCCCGGCGAGGUUAUGGAUUCCUCGUCCCUAGUCACCUCAUCCAUCCAGAUGCAAUCCGAAUUCGAUUGCCCAGUCUCGUAUAUGACCAUCGGAGAUGUCACCUCUUCCUCAUCCGGAGGCGAUCCAAACUUCCACCAGAUGCCUCAUGCUCAAGAUUCUGACCCGUUUCUCACGUCCGUGAAUGAAUUUGGCGAACCGGUGGCUGUUAUUCAAAUCCAAGCCAAUGGGGGCGUUUCUGGAUCCCCAGUGUUGAUUCCCAACGUCCCGGGUUUGGACGAUCUGACACCUGAGCCUCAAUACACUCUCAAUGGGAUGUCUUCCGAACAAUCUAGCUCAAAUGAGCUUUCCUUGCCGAGGAGCUCUUCUUCCAACUAUAUGUUUUCCACCAUGGCCUCUCCGACGACCGGAGUGUCCCCAAUGCCUGUUUACCAAACCUCGAUGGACUCAAGACGAGCAUCCAUCUAUGACACUGAGACUCCCGAUGCGUCCAGAAGAUCUGCAAGAUCGUCGACAAGCAACGGUUUGACUGGAGUCAAAACUGGAGUCAAGAAACCAGUGAACCGAGGAGCUCGGUUAAGUAAGGACACUUGUUGUGCCAAUUGUAGUACUCAAACUACCUCGCUCUGGCGGAGGAACAGCAAUGGCUCCCCUGUAUGUAAUGCGUGCGGAUUGUAUUGGAAGCUCCAUGGGAUUCAAAGACCCGUGCACAUGCGCAAAGAUAAAGUAUGCAACCGCAACCGCAAGGAUAUGGCUAGCUCAGAUGCCAAGCCCAAGAAGCCCAAGAAGCCCUUACCUCCAACUCACAAAAGGGCACCAUUAAAAGCCGAUGUCGCCAUGGGCAAUGGCUACUUCAUGAAAUCGCCGCCAGAAAUCCCUCACCUCGACUCAGUUGCCACUAGUCCGCAGCUGACGAACGAGGACGAAUCGGAAAGGAAAGACGAACCCUUUCCGCAUGCUCAUUACCUUUCCGCUAAAGAAGAGGCUGAUGAAUCUCAAGUUAAGACAUCUGAACACUUGUCCGUCUCUAGACUGAUGGAAAGUGGUUUUCGGCCUUCCCAAAUCAAUUACUCGCUUCUCCAGCUUCCCAUGUCUCAUCGAGGUGGAAACAAACGAAGACAGCAAACCAACGGCAACACUGCCGGCAAAUGAAUGAAUGGCCUUACGGGUUCCCAAGAGCAACACAACAAACUGAAGCCUUUCUUCUUCACACUCGUUUCCAAUAUUCGCAUGGGCAUUGUUAUCCAAUCCAAAGAUUCCAGCAAUUGUAAAGAAGUUACCAUUUGUGUUCACAUUCUGUUGAUAUAUACAGUAUUUAUAACGAUCGAUCUCCAUUCUGGCCUCGUGGUAAGAAAACAAUUAACUUUUAAGCCAAAACAUGCUUGAUAAUAUUAUACGUAACUUAGAGGCAUUUAUCCAUAUUUAUAUUGAAUGGAUUUUUAGAAAAUCAAAAUAACAACUCUGGCUA
Tigriopus californicus is the source of this 2710-nucleotide messenger RNA. RefSeq lists its product as uncharacterized. Bases 667 to 2394 code for a protein of 575 amino acids. The record is from RefSeq and is a predicted model, not a curated record. Gene Ontology annotation, biological process: cell fate commitment; positive regulation of transcription by RNA polymerase II; negative regulation of transcription by RNA polymerase II. Gene Ontology annotation, molecular function: zinc ion binding; DNA-binding transcription factor activity, RNA polymerase II-specific; RNA polymerase II cis-regulatory region sequence-specific DNA binding. NCBI's taxonomy places the organism in Eukaryota, Metazoa, Arthropoda, Copepoda, Harpacticoida, Harpacticidae. The transcript is spliced from 7 exons.